Messenger RNA from Cryptomeria japonica (Japanese cedar), 1080 nucleotides. RefSeq lists its product as uncharacterized. The record is from RefSeq and is a predicted model, not a curated record. Bases 30 to 707 code for a protein of 225 amino acids. The transcript has 4 exons. Lineage: Eukaryota; Viridiplantae; Streptophyta; Pinopsida; Cupressales; Cupressaceae.
AUUCUUAUAGCCAUCAUGGGGAAUCACGAAUGAGGGAUAACGCUUCCGUGUUUGUAAAUGCAGUAAAUCUGUCAGUGAGACAACACUUGUUCUCAGACAUUUUUUCCUUAUUCAUACAAUUGUCUGUUUUGGUAAAUGCAGCAAUGGCGUUUAGAAACGAUCUGCUUGGCAAGACAAGAAAACUUGUCAAAGGUUUCGCCAUAACCAAACCCAUCUGGCUUAAAGCAAUGGAAGAGGUACCUCCUGUAGUUUUUCCUCGUCCUGCAGGGAAAGCACCAAGAAUUGUACUUCCCGAAGAUAAAUAUAUCAGAAAAUUUUAUAGCAAGCAUCCAGGUUCUCUGACAGAAGAAGCUUUCUGGUUCAAUGGGUAUGAUCCACCUCCUGCACGUGUAUUUGCUUGGCGUGUAUUGGAAUUAAUGAAUGAUGGAGUUAUUGAAGAAGAGGCAACCGCCAUUGCAGAUAUGGAAUAUAAAGCUGACAAGCAAGCAAAACGUCAGGCGUAUGUCAGGCUGAAGGAAAUUGCUCGGCUUGAAGGAAAGAAACCCCCUCCAAACCCGUAUCCAAGUGCAAUUAAGGAGAUUCAAGCUGAGGAAAAGAAAUACAUACACGAACGCUUUAACAGCCCAGAUAUUUUGAAUCUUGUGGACAAGAUGAAACAACAAAUGCAAGCGAAUAUGGAGCAAAGAGAGAAAAUGAGAAGAAGAUAAUCUAAGUGCAUAAAUUUGUUUGUUAUUGCACUGAUGUUUAGUGUAACUUGGUUUACUUGUUCCUAGGAGUCUUAAAGUCUGACCAAUUUUGUCAAAUUUGGUUACGUAGCUUUCGUGAUUUUUGUGAUGAUGAUUGUGAUCCAAACGAUCAUUAUAAAUCAGUCAGACGUUGUCAAGGCUUAGAUUCUUGACAGGGGCAUGAAUAAAAAAUGGAGUAUUGCAUUAGAUAGAAAAAUAACAAAUUGUUGAGGAUAACAAAUAACUACUAUGAUUGUUCCUUCAGUGCAUUUUUUUUUUAUUAUUACAUUAAUGCUCUAGUGUAACUUGGUGUGCUUGUUCCAAGGAGACCUAGGAGUCGGAUCAUUUUUGUCAA